AUGGAAGAUUUUAGUCAUGAAUUGAGUGAGAAUAGUGGAGCUCGGAAUUUUACAUAUGUAACAUCAUCAAUUUUGGGACCGAAUAACUCUUCUUCGACUUCAGCCUCGUCGUCGUAUGUUGGGAGAACAACUACGACAUCAUUAUUUCAUCCUCAAUCUUGUUUUCAACAACAACAGUCUCCUGUUGUGAAGACGGAGGCUGGUACUAAUCAUCAUCAUCAUCAUCAUCAACACCAUCAUCACCCUCAGCAACAACAACAACAUUUUUCUAGAUUUCAUUACCCUUUACUUACGAGUUGUGGCCGAGGUGUCGAUUCUUCGGCACCGUCUUCACUUCAUCCACAUAUGCAGCAGCACCACCACCAAGAUCAAGACGAUGUUGGUGGUGGUGAGCAAAAUAAUCAUGUGAAUACCACAAGUAGUUGUGGUAAUCAUGAAGUUGAUGCUAUUAAAGCUAAGAUCAUUUCUCAUCCUCAAUAUUCUAGCCUCUUGGAAGCUUACCUUGCUUGCCAAAAGGUGGGAGCGCCGCCGGAGGUGGCUGCACGGCUAGCAGCAGCACAACAGGAGUUUGAAGCAAGGCAAAGGGCUUCUAUCUCAAAUUGUAGGGACCCUUCUAAGGAUCCAGAAUUGGACCAAUUUAUGGAAGCAUAUUAUGAUAUGCUAGUAAAGUAUAGGGAGGAAUUAACAAGGCCAGUCCAAGAAGCUAUGGAUUUUAUGAGGAGGAUCGAAGCUCAGCUCAAUGUCCUUGGCAAUGGUCGUGUCAGUGUCUUUUCUACAGAUGAUAAAUCUGAAGGGGUUGGUUCAUCGGAAGAGGAUCAAGAAAACAGCGGAGGUGAAACAGAACUUCCAGAGAUAGAUCCUCGUGCUGAAGACAGAGAGUUGAAAAAUCAUCUUCUGAAGAAAUACAGCGGCUACUUGAGUAGUCUCAAGCAGGAGCUCUCUAAGAAAAAGAAGAAAGGGAAGCUCCCCAAAGAGGCCCGUCAAAAGCUGCUAAGUUGGUGGGAAUUGCACUACAAAUGGCCUUAUCCUUCUGAAUCGGAGAAGGUGGCGUUGGCUGAAGCCACAGGAUUAGACCAAAAACAGAUCAACAACUGGUUCAUAAACCAGAGGAAACGACACUGGAAACCAUCUGAGGACAUGCAGUUCAUGGUGAUGGAUGGCAUUCAUCCCCACAAUCCUGCCCUUUACAUGGAUGGUCACUACAUGGGCGAUGGCACUUAUCGAUUUGGAACAUGACAAGUCUCACAGCUUUGGCCUUCCCGCUUUGCUAUCUUGCCUUGUCACUCGAAAGCUCCUAUGUUGUCCUAUGUAAAGGUUUCAUUCAUGCUAGUAUAAGUUUGUACGGAUGGAAUGAACACAAUUCGGUUACCUUAGCAACUGUUGGCAUAAUUUUGUUUUACUUUGCGCUUGCUAUGAACUGCUGCUGUUAGCUCAUAGCAUGUGUGUAUGUUAUGGAAUGUGUAGUAAUUAUAUUGGUGUAUUAUCAUAUUGUGUGUAUUCAAGUGUAUAAGAAAUUAGUAUGUGGCAAUUGUAAGCACUUGGCAUGUUAUUUUUGCUAAUUAGCCUUCACAUGACAUUACAUAAUGAUGUAAUUCAAAUUAAACACCUCAAAGAUUCAUAAGUUUGAUAAUUUGAAUAAUCCGCGUUUAAAUU
Molecule: messenger RNA, 1653 nt
Organism: Chenopodium quinoa (quinoa)
Lineage: Eukaryota; Viridiplantae; Streptophyta; Magnoliopsida; Caryophyllales; Amaranthaceae
Product: homeotic protein knotted-1-like
Exons: 5
Coding region: 1-1236 (411 amino acids)
Biological process (GO): regulation of DNA-templated transcription
Cellular component (GO): nucleus
Molecular function (GO): DNA-binding transcription factor activity, RNA polymerase II-specific; DNA binding
Source: RefSeq, a predicted model, not a curated record